This is a messenger RNA of Elephantulus edwardii (Cape elephant shrew), 3453 nucleotides long. It is a transcript of the gene PPP2R3A, whose product is annotated as protein phosphatase 2, regulatory subunit B'', alpha. The record is from RefSeq and is a predicted model, not a curated record. Gene Ontology annotation, molecular function: calcium ion binding; protein phosphatase regulator activity. The coding region runs from base 1 to 3453 and encodes 1150 amino acids. The transcript has 13 exons. Gene Ontology annotation, biological process: protein dephosphorylation. Gene Ontology annotation, cellular component: protein phosphatase type 2A complex. NCBI's taxonomy places the organism in Eukaryota, Metazoa, Chordata, Mammalia, Macroscelidea, Macroscelididae.
AUGGCAGCCACUUACAGACUUGUGGUUAGCACCGUGAACCACUACAGCAGCGUGGUGAUAGACCGUCGUUUCGAGCAAGCCAUCCAUUACUGCAGUGGAACCUGCCACACCUUCGCACACGGGGUUGACUGCAUCGUGGUGCAUCACAGUGUGUGCGCAGACCUCCUGCAAAUCCCUGUGCCUCGCUUCAAGGACGUGGACCUGGACGCUCUGUUUCUACCCCAUGAAAAUGGGCUGUCCUCUGCUGAAGGCAAUGAUCUCCAUCACGCCCUCACAGGCGUGUCCAAGGUCAAGAAAGGUGCCGCCCUUCAGAACACCUCUAACUUAAAGGACAUCGCAGGGGAAGCCAUCAGUUUUGCCAGUGGGAAAAUAAAAGAAUUUUCCCUUGAGAAGCUCCGAAACUCCAAUCAUGCAGCUUAUAAAAAGGGAAGGAAGGUGAAGUCUGACUCAUUUAAUAGGAGGUCAGUUGACUUUGACUUGCCCUGUGGACAUUACAACAAUUAUGGAAACUCCCCAUCCUUCGGCUUGCUCCGGAGUUCCUCCCUGGAGGAAAAGCCUUUGUCUCAUAGACACUCCCUUGAUCUGAACCUGACUUCCAUGCUUCUCCACACCUUCUCUGAAGAAGACCUGGUCACCCAGAUUUUGGAAAAACAUAAACUAGACAGCUUUUCUUCCGGGACGGACAUAAAGAUGUGUUUAGAUAUUUUGCUGAAAUGUUCUGAGGAUCUGAAAACGUGCACAGACAUUAUCAAGAAGUGCAUCAAGAAGAAGUCAGGGAGUAGCAUCAGUGAAGGAAGUAGUCCCGAUGGAACUUCUACCUCUGAAACGGUCUAUAUGAAUGUCAUGACCAGACUAGCAUCCUAUCUGAAAAAGUUACCAUUUGAAUUUGUACAUUCUGGGCAAAACGAGGCUCUCGACUUAACAGAAUUGAUGAGCAAUAUGCCUAGUUUACAGCUCACUCACUUCUCCCCGAUAUUUGGCACUGAGCAGCCCCCUAAAUAUGAGGACAUUGUUCAGCUCUCAGACCCUGGACCUCUUCAGAUGAUUGAACUGCAACACGACAAGCACAAUUCAAGGAAAACGGACGAUGUAAAGUACAUUCCGAACAACUCCACCAAUUCCUCGUGUAACUUAGAGGGAAGUGAUCCCAGAGCUCACAAACCCGUCCAGCUCCAAUCACAGUCACUAACCAUCAACAAUUUAGAGAAUGUCUCUUCUGGUGACUUAAUCGACACUCUCUAUAUUGACGAAGAAUCAAGUGGAAAGAAAGCCUUUGGCAAAGAACAACAAAAGACAAAGAAUGGGCCCGGUCAGGAGUCGUUAAAGGUAAAUCAAGGUAGAGCAGAACUAUCCGACCAGGACACUCAUUUUCAAAAAUGCCCAACCUCAGUGCAAAAUGCUGCUGGGAAGAUAUUUGAGAAGCCAGUUGUUAAACCACCUGAGGAAGACUUUAAGACAAAAGUUCCAGAGGGUGGAAAGGGAGGCCAUGGAGAUUUUAUGAAUCCUAGCAGUCAGGAAGAGAUCGAUAAAUUGUUAAUGGAUUUGGAAUCUUUCUCUCAAAAAAUGGAGACCUCUCUAAGGGAGCCGUUUGCUAAGAAUGAAAACUCCACUUUUCAGAAUAAUCACAGUCAAUUGACUGGUCAGAUCCCCGUGGAUCUUGAGGCUAAAACCAAAGUCUCUUCACCUUCAGAAAAAGUCUCACCUUCCUGUCUAACAAGGAUCAUUGAAACCAAUGGACACAAAAUAGAGGAAGAGGACCGAGCCCUUCUUCUGCGGAUUCUGGAAAGUAUUGAAGACUUUGCUCAAGAGCUCGUUGACUGCAGAUCGGGCAGAGGGAGUCUAUCACAGGAAAAGGAGAUGAUGCAGAUUCUGCAGGAGACCUUAACAACUCCUUCCCAGGCCAAUCUGCCCAUCUGUAGAAGUCCGGCGGACGAUAAAGCCCAGGAGACCACUUCAAUGGUUUUAAUUCAACAGACCCCAGAGGUGAUCAAGAUUCAAAACAAACCAGAAAAGAAAUCCGGAACCCCACUCCCGCCUCCGUCCACCCCUCCAGGUGGUCCCCAGCCUCCCUCCCCUGUUCUUCAUGUGAACAACGUCGUGAACACACCCUUGUCCAUAAACAUUCCACGGUUCUACUUUCCGGAAGGGCAGCCCGGUCCCUGCAGUAACCAUGAACAGACUCUGAACAGAAUCGAGAUGGCUUUCAUGGACACUGAAGACCAGAAAGCAGAUAUAUACGAAAUGGGAAAGAUUGCGAAGGUCUGUGGCUGCCCUCUCUAUUGGAAAGCUCCUAUGUUCAGGGCCGCGCAGGGAGAAAGGACAGGCUUUGUAUCGGCCCAGGCAUUCCUCGAGUUGUGGACAAAGUUGCUGAACGACCAUCAUGAUGAUGCCUCCAAGUUCAUCUAUCUCCUGGCAAAACCCAACUGCAACACCCUGGAACAGGAGGAUUUCGUCCCUUUACUUCAGGAUGUGGUGGAUACACACCCCGGCCUUACGUUCCUCAAGGACGCGCCAGAGUUCCACUCCCGCUACAUCACCACGGUUAUUCAGAGAAUAUUCUACACAGUGAACAGAUCGUGGAGUGGAAAAAUCACCUCAACAGAGUUAAGGAAAAGCAACUUUUUGCAAACGCUAGCCCUUUUGGAAGAAGAGGAAGAUAUCAACCAAAUCACAGAUUAUUUCUCCUAUGAACACUUCUAUGUUAUUUACUGUAAAUUCUGGGAACUCGACAGAGAUCAUGACCUCUACAUCAGCCAGGCCGAUCUGUCUCGAUACAAUGAUCAAGCUUCGUCCAACAGGAUUAUUGAAAGAAUAUUCUCUGGAGCAGUAACAAGAGGACAGACAGUACAGAAGGAGGGAAGGAUGAGCUAUGCCGACUUUGUUUGGUUUUUGAUCUCCGAGGAAGACAAAAGGAACCCCACAAGCAUCGAGUACUGGUUCCGCUGCAUGGACGUGGACGGGGACGGGGUGCUGUCCAUGUACGAGCUGGAGUACUUCUACGAGGAGCAGUGCGAGCGGAUGGAAGCCAUGGGCAUUGAGCCCCUGCCGUUCCACGACCUGCUCUGCCAGAUGCUUGACUUGGUAAAGCCAGCCAGCUAUGGCAAAGUCACGCUACGUGAUCUGAAGAGAUGCAGAAUGGCUCAUAUCUUUUAUGACACUUUCUUUAACCUGGAGAAAUACUUGGACCAUGAACAGAGAGAUCCCUUCGCAGUCCAAAAGGAUGCUGAGAAUGACGGGCCCGAGCCGUCUGACUGGGACAGGUUCGCGGCCGAGGAGUACGAGACCCUGGUGGCUGAGGAGUCGGCUCAGGCCCAGUUCCAGGAAGCCUCCUCUGAAGAUUAUGAAACAGAUGAACCCAUCCCUCCCUCUGAAUUUGGAAACAAAGGCAAUAAAAUAGUCACCCCAAACCUUUCAGAGAAAUGUGGAAAGCUCCAGUCGGUGGAUGAAGAGUAG